CGUCCAUCAAAGAUGCCACAAGAACCUCUCCUCCUCUCCUCCCAUAUCUUCAAGCAAGACUAUCCAAAGACUUCCAGCGCCAACAAUGGAUCAACUACAAAAAUGUGAUGCAAAUUAUGUUCCUCUCACCCCCGUAACUUUCUUGAAGAGAGCUAGUGCUGUUUAUGCCAACCGCACCUCUGUUAUCUAUGAAGGCACCCGCUUCACAUGGAGGCAAACUUAUGAACGUUGCUGCCGCCUUGCUGAUUCCCUCCGGUCCCUUAACGUCGGAAAGAACGAUGUUGUGUCCGUGUUGGCUCCAAAUAUUCCAGCAGUAUACGAGAUGCAUUUCGCUGUGCCUAUGGCUGGAGCAGUUCUCAAUACUAUCAACACAAGGCUAGAUGCCAAGAACAUAGCCACCAUUCUUAUCCAUUCAGGAGCUAAGGUUUUCUUCGUGGAUUGCCAAUACAAGGAGUUAGCGGAUAAGGCCCUUCGAUUCCUGGAAGGCCCUGUGCCAUCAAUUAUUGCUAUUAUCGAUGACGUUGACACACCUACCGGUGUCCGAUUCGGUCAGUUCGAGUAUGAACAACUUGUCCAAAGGGGCAAUCCAGGAUACACAGGUGAACUAAUUCAAGAUGAAUGGGAUCCUAUUGCCUUGAAUUAUACAUCAGGAACAACAUCUGCUCCGAAAGGAGUUGUUUAUAGUCAUAGAGGUGCUUAUCUUAGCACUCUUAGCCUAAUUCUUGGCUGGGAAAUGGGAAGUGCGCCUGUUUACUUAUGGUCUCUCCCCAUGUUCCAUUGCAAUGGCUGGACAUUCACUUGGGGUGUCGCUGCACGCGGCGGAACCAACGUUUGCAUACGCAACACCAGUGCUAAAGACAUGUACCAAAGCAUUGCUGACCAUAAGGUGACUCACAUGUGUUGUGCACCAAUUGUUUUCAACAUUCUGCUUGAGGCCAAACCUCAUGAGCGCCGCGAAAUCACUUCACCGGUCGAAAUACUCACAGGAGGUGCGCCCCCACCAGCCUCAUUGCUUGAAAAGAUUGAAUCUCUCGGAUUCCACGUGACGCACGCCUAUGGCCUUACUGAGGCUACUGGGCCAGCACUUGUGUGUGAAUGGCAGACUAAGUGGAACAAGCUUCCACAGCAGGAUCAGGCAAAACUCAAGGCAAGGCAAGGAAUUAGCAUACUGACACUUGCCGAUGCAGACAUUAAGGAUUUGGACACCAUGGCUAGCAUGCCGCGUGAUGGCAAGACAAUGGGAGAAAUUGUCCUAAGAGGUAGCAGUAUCAUGAAAGGUUACUUCAAGGAUCCUGAGGCAACUUCCAAGGCCUUCAGGAAUGGAUGGUUUGUUACUGGAGAUGUUGGUGUCAUUCAUCCUGAUGGAUACCUGGAAAUUAAGGACAGGUCAAAAGAUGUGAUUAUUUCUGGUGGUGAAAAUAUCAGCAGCGUAGAAUUGGAGUCUGUACUCUAUAGACAUCCAAGAGUCCUGGAAGCAGCUGUGGUGGCAAUGCCACAUCCCAAAUGGGGAGAAAGUCCCUGUGCAUUCAUCUCAGUGAAAAAGAAUUCCAACGGCGAAACGAAUGAUGUUAAAGAAUCUGAAAUUAUUGCUUACUGCAGGAAAAAUCUUCCCCGUUUUAUGAUUCCAAAGAGGGUGGAAUUCAUGGCUGAGUUACCAAAAACUUCAACAGGAAAAAUUCAGAAAUUCCAGUUAAGGGAAGUGGCCAAAAAUUUUGCUGUCAAUGAGAAGUUGCCCAGCAAGAAGCCUACUGGAAGCAGCACGCCUUCAGUUUCUGGUCAAGUCAAUACAGAAGUUCCAGGAUAUGCUCAUGAACAAGUUCUUGCUAUGUCUCGUCUUUGAAUUUUGAAUUCAAUACUUGAUUAAACAUUGAAAUAAGAUGUGUACAGGGUGGUUUACAACUUUUUAAGACUAAUGAGCGUAAUUUCUUCUUUUUA
This is a messenger RNA of Populus nigra (black poplar), 1935 nucleotides long. RefSeq names its product trans-cinnamate:CoA ligase, peroxisomal-like. Lineage: Eukaryota; Viridiplantae; Streptophyta; Magnoliopsida; Malpighiales; Salicaceae. The transcript is spliced from 2 exons. The record is from RefSeq and is a predicted model, not a curated record. The coding region runs from base 86 to 1840 and encodes 584 amino acids.